AUGUGGUCCCCAGUUCCAGCUCCUGACUACUAUCACCACUAUCCGCCUGCUCAAAAUUUUGCUCCUCAAAAUUAUCACCAAGUCAUCAAUGUGCACAACUAUCAUUUCCAUCACCAGCCCAAUUUUGAGGCCACGUGUGCCACGUCAUCACAAUUACAGUACCCCCCGGAUGCCACGUCAUCACCACCACCCACAUUUGAUCUCCUGCCACCACCCUCUGUCUCGUCUCUCUCGUUUUCAAGUGAUCUCUCGUCGUCGUCGUGUCACAGUACUACUUGCAGCAGUUCGACAGAAGAGGAUCCACGUAUCCCUUUAAAAGACCGUGGCCGAGUUUAUCACCCGGAAUCCACGAAGAAGGAAAAAGUUAGGCCAAGUCGGCGGAGGGAUAAGGAGACGUUGGACAAAUUGAGAGUUCAUAGAUGCGAGUAUGCUGGUGAGUACUGUAGGGGGUACUGUAGAAGCUUGAGGAGCCUUUGGGUUACUGUAUAAAAUCUAGGGUUACUGUAGAAGCACUGGGAUAAUUGUAGAAGCUGUUGGAAGGCUUCCAGAAAGGUCUAGAGAGUACUGUAGGGGAUUCAGAGGUACUGUAGAAUUACCCAGAGGUACUGUAGACUCUCUAAGAUUACUGUAGACAACUCCCAAGGAACUGGGUUACUGUAGAAGGCUUGGGAACAUUUUUUAAAGAAAAUUCCAAAGAUUUUGGUAGAUCAAAAUUAACCAGCUUCAAAACGCCUUUGGGUUACUGUAGGGAGUACUGUAGAAUUUCCAAGAAAUUUCGAAGAUACUGUAAACAAUUUCCAAGGAACUGGGUUACUGUAAAAGCCCUUGGGUUACUGUAAGAGGUACUGUAGGUUUCUAGGGUUACUGUAGGUACUCUAGAUUACUGUAGAAAAUUUCCAAGUUACUAGGUUACUGUAGAAGCUCUUGGAACCUUUUUUUUGAGAAAGUUCUGGAUUUUUUGUAGAUCAAAACUAGCUGGCUUUAAAAAGACUCUGGGUUACUGUAGAGGGCCUGAAAGUACUGUAGAAGAUAUAGAAGGUACUGUAGAGCUUCCAGGGUUACUGUAGUGCCCAGCCUAACUAACUCAUCAAAAAUUUUGCAGGUUGCGGUAAAGUGUACACGAAAAGCAGUCACCUCACAGCUCAUCGUCGUGUUCACAGUGGUAAGUGGCGGGAAGGGGUACUGUAGGCGCCUUUAAAAAAAGAGCAGCAAAAUUUGGCACUUGAGAACUACUGUAUCUCUUUUUUGUCGCGAGCGGCUAUCAAAACAAAUAUUUGAUCUACCUGCCCCCAAAUCUACAGUAAUCCAUCAUGUUUUGGGGUUUUUUGUCGGCGGAAAUGUGAUAUGAGUUAGAGGAAAUCCAAUUACAUAUAAAUAUUGAUACAGUAGUUUUCUCGCGCGCAGAUGAGAGAGUGAGAGAGUGCAGAGAUGUGAGAGACGCAGAGAAAAUUUAUGAGAGGCGGCAUAUUUUUUAUGAGUAGGGAGAGGGAUUAUUUUGUUUUGAUAAAAAAAAUUUUUAGGAGAAGAAGAUUACUGGGGUACUGUAGGGGGGUACUGUAGCUACAGUAAUCAUGGUACUUUCAGGAGAAAAACCGUACUCGUGCGAAUGGCCGAAUUGCACUUGGCGCUUCGCCAGAUCCGACGAAUUGACACGUCACUACCGUAAGCACACCGGUGCCAAGCCGUUUCCGUGCCGCGUUUGCGGAAGGAAAUUCGCGCGCAGCGAUCAUCUGCAGCUGCAUAUGAAGCGACACGAGGAGCCGGAAUUUUUUGAAAAUUCGAUUUUUGGCGGCGGCGGCGGGAAAAAUGAGAUGCUAGAAGAAGAAUUCGCUGAUUCGGAGCAGGAGAUGUUUUUUAUGAUGGGAUUUCCCACUAUUUGA
Messenger RNA from Caenorhabditis angaria, 1880 nucleotides. Lineage: Eukaryota; Metazoa; Nematoda; Chromadorea; Rhabditida; Rhabditidae. The record is from the annotation of a GenBank genome assembly.